AUGGCUCAGCGAGGCGGUGAAGGUGUCGCGACGGCCGAUCCGGUUGUCCGUGACGUGUCGGAUUGGGAGAUUUUCUCAGACGAUUCUUCUGAUAGCGAUACUUCUGAAAACACUGUUGACUGCCUUUCACCAACCGUUCCGGCCGCACAGGCCCGACCUGCGACCGCGGGUGCAGACCCCCUUGAUCCUGGGCGCACAGGAGAAGUACGUCCCGGCAGCGACGAACGCCGGCCCACCUGGUGGCGACGCUUCACAAAAGAGCACAUUGGGCAAAAACCAGAGCAAAAACCAGACGAGGGAAAGCCUCGUAAAUGGAAGCCUAGCCGUCACGAGCACAGGGAGGAGACGAGGGAGGAACGUGAUGCGCGAAGGGCCGAGCGGCGCCGACGCGAACACCACGAUGACCCUAGGCGUUCAGAUAGGGAAGAUCGCCAAAGCCGACACAAGCGACAUCGACGACGUGAAGGAGAGGAUGAGGAUCGAGAGGCUCGACGAGCAGCACGACGACUUGCCCGACGGCUUGAGGAAGAGGAACGACAAGCAGAGGAAGAGCGCAGGGCUAGGAGAGAACGUCGGAAGGAGCGAGAAGCACGGAGAGCAUCACGGAGGUCUUCCCGAGUGUACCUCUCCGAGGACGAAAGAAGGCAUGCAGAGGAGCGAGAAGCUCGGAGAGCGUCACGCCGGAGUCUACAUAAGGAGCGAAGGGGUACUCCUGCUCCUGCAAAAGACUCUGUUCCUCCCCCAAAGAGCCCUGCUCCGGUCAAGAGCCCCUUUCCCAGAAAGAGUCCUCCUAUCCCCACAAAGAGUCCUCCUAUUCCUGUCAAGAGUCCUGCCCCCCCCAAAAGUCCUGCUCUCGCAAAGACUCCCGUUCCGGUGAAGAGUCCCGCUCCGGUGAAGAGUCCCGCUCCGGUGAAGAUUCCCGCGCCGGUAAAGAGUCCUGCCCCUGUGAAGAGUCCUGUUCCCGUAAAGAACGGUGAUUCGAAGCGUGCAGACAAGGAAAAACGCCAGAGCGCAGAUAAAAUCCAACUAGAAGAGGAGGCUAAGAAGCAGAAAGAGGAGAAGAAGCAACGAGAGAAAGAGGCUGCACGAGCGGCACAGAAGGCUCAGCAGGCCAAGGAAGAGAAGAAGAAACCAAACAAGCUGAUGGAAGCCCUGCGAGGUGCACGAAAGACUCCUAAACCACAACCCGAGAAGCAGGAUAAGAAGGAGGAACGUGGGCGUUCACGCAAGGAGAAAGACAAUGCCACCGCUACCGCCAACCAGCCAGACGCAGCCCCCCCUGCUCACACCCUCCCACCAAUGCUGAGACAGCAGAGACUGGCACCAACCCUCGGAACGCAUAGACUUGCACCGACACUUGGACAGAGACUACCUCCAACGCCAGAGAAUGACAGAAUGCCGCCAACAGACGAAGGUGGCGUCGACUAG
Messenger RNA from Fusarium falciforme, 1428 nucleotides. RefSeq lists its product as hypothetical. The transcript has 2 exons. The coding region runs from base 1 to 1428 and encodes 475 amino acids. Lineage: Eukaryota; Fungi; Ascomycota; Sordariomycetes; Hypocreales; Nectriaceae. The record is from RefSeq and is a predicted model, not a curated record.